AAUACUUUUUAUAAAUGUGUUUAGUUAUAAAUUUUAAUUAAGGGGAUGGGUCACAAUUAAUUUUUUCCAAAUUCAAGUUUCAUAAAUCAAAAUUUUCAAUAUGGAUUUGGUUUCAACUCCUAAUCCCCAUUUUAUACCUGGAUACACAGGUUUUUGUCCUCAGUACAAGUACCGAAUAGGUGAUACAUUUGGUACCACCACUCAUAAAGUUCUAUUGGAUCCUACUGUUCACCAUGCCGAGAAACUAGUCCUGUCUGACAGAACCAAAGAUGAUUACCAAGUAUACCGACCACCAACCAAAGACAUAGACAUAGUUAAUGAGAGACUCGGAGAUACAGUGUAUAAGCAUCCCAUGGUUCCUGGCUAUGAAGGAUUUGUACCAAGAGAACACAGUCGUUUCGGCCAAAGAUACACCGUUCAAGCUACCGAAGCUCUUUCACAAUUUGAAAAAUUGCAAAACGCCGACCAGGCUGCUCUCAAUCAAUUGGCGAUUAUUGGCGCUAUACAAAGCGGUAAAUGGGAUCCCAAGACUUUAGAAGACAAAGCGUUGGUAAAAAGUCAGUUCAAAUUGCCUCUGAUCGAAGUAAGGCCCGAAUGUGCUGCUGUGAUAAGAAAUCUACCGGUGGAUGAACCACCACUCGAUCCUCCCCGACAUUCCAGUGAGAGCCCCUACUUUAUGGACAAUGCUGAUCCUGAUAAACAUCUCAAAUCAGGAUUUACUGGUCACGUGCCAUUUGGCUAUGCCUCUUUUGGCAAGAGCAAUGAGGCGAUGACCAAUAGUGCUCUCUGCGACUUCACAGCAAACUACAGAAAAAGAUUGAGUACCGAAUGGUCGCCAGUUACAAUCUCCAGACCGGAUCCACCUUUGCUGAUUUCACCCGCUGAAAUCUAUCACCGACAUCUAGGUCAACUGCCCAACUAUGGAGGACACAUACCUGGUGCUAUUUUCAGAUUUGGAAAAACAUACGGAAACGAUUCUCGUGACGCUAAACGUUGGCUACGAGGAGAUUUCAGUACAUAAAAUUACUCUAUGUUGUAAUAUGUGUUUACCACAUAAAAUUCAGUAGUUAUAUAUAGAAAGAAAAUUA
Molecule: messenger RNA, 1088 nt
Organism: Aethina tumida (small hive beetle)
Lineage: Eukaryota; Metazoa; Arthropoda; Insecta; Coleoptera; Nitidulidae
Product: UPF0605 protein CG18335-like
Exons: 7
Coding region: 101-1021 (306 amino acids)
Source: RefSeq, a predicted model, not a curated record